AUUUUCUUCUUUUGUAAAAUUAGCCAUACUAUUUGAAUAUAAUUGGCAGUUUUACUACAAAUGGAACCAUAUAUAAUAGCUCUUCUGGUAAAUGGACUCGGACACACAAUACAAUAUGUUAGAUAACACGUACUAUUUUCUAUAGAUAAUUGGAAUAUUCAAUUGCAAUGGAAAAACAUAUACGAUAUAACUCUUUGAGCAAAGAAUGGUUAUGCUUUUUAAUAGAGUUGUGUAUGGUUUAGAUAUCAUCUCUUAGUAUGUGCAUUUGCAUUCUACUUCACCCUGUAAUAUAUACUCAGUCGUUUCAAUCGAUUAGCUGCAUAUAUUGGCAGGCUGACAAGCCAUUCGAAUUUGGAAAUACAUGCUCGUUAUUAUUUAGAAAGUUUGUCAACAUCCACUUUCUUUAUUAGUAUUGGACAGUUUGUCAAAUUUCUUUCCUGGUAGGAAUUGUGUUAAAUUUUCUCGCCUAUAGAUUAACGAAAAUUGAGAGAAUUUUCAAAUGAACCUGCAUCAUGAGAACACCAGUGUAUUAUUAUCACCGAGCCGUGUUACUAUCAUACCCCUUUAAAGGCACUAUCAGGAUGAAUUAAAAUCACUUAAUGCUUAAAAGCCGUGCAGUCACAUUAUUCAGUUUCCUAUUGGGGUUCGAUAAUCGAGCACCAAAAAUCACGGAUUUUUGCAAUUCAUGUUUUUUUCCCAUUAGUUUGUAAUAGACGUAUUAUUUGGCAAAAGAAUUCAAUUUAAUGUCCAGGGAUAAGCCAGCGCCUCAUGGGUGCUUACACAUAUAUGGGACGCGUGUAAGACAGUUAUCGAGGAAAUUAGCGUAAUUUAUUACUCCGUUAAAUGCUAUGCGUCCAUGCAUAACAAUUAUUACCCGUCCUCCUAUAUAAUCCGGGCUUGCGCCUCUCGAUUGAAAACACCAUAGAAAACUUUGUGCCCUUUUACUGUUUGGCAAUGGAGGCCUUCCUAUCAUUGAAGAGGAAGCCUGAAAGCAGAAAAGGGCAUUGGUCGUGCGAUGAAGAUAAGCUCCUUGUUGAACUUGUCAUACGUCACGGUCCAAGGAAUUGGAGCACAAUCGGAAAGAAAAUGAAGGGAAGAAGAGGGUCGAGCUGUAGGGCGAGAUGGAUGAACCAUCUGAAUCCACAGGUUGUGAAAACACCGUUUAGCGAAGAAGAGAAGGAGAGGAUUCUCCAGCUUUACAAAGACCAUGGGAGCAAGUGGUCCUCUUUUGUAGAGUUUUUCCGUGGCAGAACUGAUUGUCAACUGAAGAAUCUGUACCACUCAUUGGCGGCAACUAGAAAAAAAGCCAAAGAACCGCAGAUCCCUUACUGGGCGGCUCCUCCCAACAUGGGAGGAUCUAUGGAUUUUUCCGGUGGAUCGGGUGGUCUCACUAAUGUUUCUCAAUUUGCUGAUGUGGCGUGGUGGGGAAACAAGACCGAUUUGCCCUUAUUCAAUGGUGGUGCGGGUGGUUCCUCUUCCAUCUAUGCAGGGGGUUCGACUUUGUUUGGGGCCCACCGUCCCAAUCCAGGUGGCUUUUAUCCAUUUGAGAACACUAACAUUGGAAAUGGCUAUUACGCCAAUCUAGGAAAAAACAAUGGAGAUCCUAUGAUGUCUCGUGCUAGAUCUGCUGCGCCUCAGGCGAAGGAAGGAGGAGCAAAGAAUGAAAAACUAUCAAUUCAUCGACUUUUUGGGGGUCGGAAAAUUUCAGAAUAAUUAGCAGCUUUUACUGUCUCUGGGAAUAUCUUUUUAUCGUUAUCGGUCUUGUUUUUCUUUUUUUUGGUUUUUUCAUUUUUCUUUUUAUUGGUCGUUUGGUUUAUUUUGUUUUGUCAGUAAACGAGUUUUAGCGUCGAAGUGUCUGUGUCGUGUGACUUUGAGCACACAUUGUUGUUUGUCGUAUGGGGUUUGCAAGAGAAACUCGGUCCUCGGACGAGUACUUGAUUCUCUUGCUUUUAUUUUAUUUUAUUGAAUAAACGAUGUUUGAAUUUGUCGGAGUUAUCAAAACUAGUGAUAUUUGUUUUAUAUACAAGGUUUUGUUUGGCUAUUGUUUA
Erythranthe guttata (spotted monkey flower) is the source of this 2048-nucleotide messenger RNA. Its product is annotated as transcription factor MYB73. The record is from RefSeq and is a predicted model, not a curated record. Gene Ontology annotation, molecular function: DNA-binding transcription factor activity, RNA polymerase II-specific; RNA polymerase II cis-regulatory region sequence-specific DNA binding. Lineage: Eukaryota; Viridiplantae; Streptophyta; Magnoliopsida; Lamiales; Phrymaceae. Gene Ontology annotation, cellular component: nucleus. Gene Ontology annotation, biological process: regulation of DNA-templated transcription.